GCCAGUGUACGAUCGGGAACGGUUUACAAAGCGUCGCAACUCGCAUCGCGUCCGGGCGGCGGCACUUACGACAACUUGCGACUUGCAAUCGUAUACAAUUAAAUCGCCAAAAAUUAAACAAUCAAACAAAAUAGGUAAAUUUAUUUGUGAACGUGAGUGAGACUUGAAGUUGAUUCUAGUGGUGUGUUGCACUCAAUGCAGCACAGCGGCGGCGGACCGCUUUUUCGGCGAUGUAAACAGUUGAACACGGAAUGGGCGCAAGUGGAAGUGAUCGAUUUAAUUAACGAUGGAUCGGGGCUUGCAUUUGGCAUCAUUGGUGGACGCAGUACUGGUGUGGUCGUGAAAACAAUCAUUCCAGGCGGAGUCGCUGACAGGGAUGGCAGACUUCAGAGUGGCGAUCACAUCUUGCAAAUCGGCGAGGUCAAUUUACGCGGCUUGGGGUCGGAGCAAGUGGCUUCGGUGCUGCGACAAUGCGGGGUGCAUGUUCGCAUGGUUGUCGCACGACCCGUCGAGUCUACAUCGGUCGAUUACAAAAAGUUGGGAAGUCAUGCACCGAUCGUACCGACGAAAAUCUUGGGUGAUCCUGUCGAACUCGAUAAACACCUAAAUUACAAUGGCUACGGCGAAUUUUACAUGCAGAAUCCGUCCAAUUCCUAUUCGACACCGUACAUCUACACCGGCCAGCAGUCGGACGCACAAUUACAAACUAUAUCCGGCAUGGUUGACGUCGUGAGAAAUCCGCAGCCCAUCGGCAACGUUCCUAAUCUGAGCGCAGCCCAAUCGCUACCGACGGUGACAUCUCCACUGCUGCCGCUUGAUAUGGCGCUGCGUGAGCCUGACCCGCAUCUUCCUGAAACGGAGACGUACGCUAUCGACCUCGUCAAGGACGAACUAGGCCUAGGCAUCACUGUAGCUGGGUACGUGUGCGAGAAAGAAGAGAUCAGCGGCAUCUUCGUGAAGAGCAUCAGUAAAGGAAGCGCUGCUGAUUUGACGGGACGCAUUAAAAUCAACGAUCGGAUUACUGAAGUCAACGGCUCCACGGUUGUAGGGCACAACAAUCAUGAAGCGGUGGAAAUUCUCCGCAAAGCCGGGAGCAAUGUUCGCAUCAAAUUUGAACGAUAUCUUCGUGGCCCCAAAUUCGAACAGCUCCAGCAAGCCAUCCUCGCCAACGAGUAUCGACCCAUUUCGCCUCCAUCACCUUCGGCUUCUUCGCUACCAAAAAUUCCUCUGAGCCUUGUACAUAUGAGUUCCUUGGGCAUCGAACCAGAAGGAGAAUCGCGCACAAGUUUUGAUUUUGAUUCGGCCGUCCUACAAGACUACGAAUCACCGCCACCCCCAAGCGACCACAUCAUAGUGGACACACAGAGCGGAAGAAAGUCUGUCCAAUUUAGCAUAUGUAGUCACGAGUCAAUUUACGACAAGUGGAAGGACGCGUUCACUGACGACGUGCAGAUAGUCAUUGCAGAAAUGACGAAGGAAGCUACUAGUGGAUUGGGUAUCAGCCUCGAGGGUACCGUUGAUGUGGAAGACGGUAAAGAAGUUCGUCCCCAUCACUAUAUCCGGAACAUUCUACCGCAUGGUCCAGUUGGAAUCAAUGGCAUUAUGCAAUCUGGAGAUGAACUGCUCGAGGUCAACGGAAUUCAGCUCCUUGGUUUGAAUCAUUUAGAAGUAGUUUCCAUUCUGAAGCAACUCCCUAGUUUGGUUAUCAUGGUCUGCGCUAGGUUUUCGGUUCACAGUCGAAUUAUUGAUACUGCACAGCAUAAAGAAGCAUUCCAAGCGAGGAAUAUUCUUGCUGGUAGCUUCAACACGUUGAUUUCCAGUGAUAAAUUAGUCAAAGCCAAGUCGGAUACAUCCAUCGCAUCGACAGUAGCAAGUGAACCUUGUUGCUCAGUCGGAAGUCGUUCGAGAUCUUUAGAAUUGAUUGCGGGUUUACCAAUGUGGAGUACUGAUCCUACUAUUGUAAUACUGCAAAAAGGCGAACACGGCUUAGGUUUCUCAAUCUUGGACUAUCAGGAUCCACUAAAUGCACAAGAGACUGUGAUAGUGAUACGCUCCCUUGUCCCCGGUGGAGUAGCCCAACAGGAUGGGAACCUGAUUCCGGGCGAUCGUCUGCUAGCCGUGAAUGACGUGGACGUCGAGCAUGCCACGCUGGAUAAAGCUGUGCAGGUCCUGAAGGGUGCACCCAAGGGACCGGUGAAGAUCACGGUCGCCAAGCCGCUUUCCAAUAAAGACGCCGGAUCCUACCACAGUCAAGACACCGAGGACGAUCAGACGUGCAUGGAGGACUUCCAAGAGUGCAUCGAAGAGUAUCAAGAAUGCCUAGAAGUAGUGCAGAUAUGUAUCGAAGAUGACCGAUCUCCACAACACUUUCGUCACCCGGUGGUCAAACAACAAUCCGAUGAAGUGAUGAAACAAGUGGAUAGCGAACCAGAAAUUAGUUAUAAAAGUAUUUGUGAUAUAACCCAUAGUACAAAUAAUGGCAGCCUGGGCGGGAAGACACUAAUCAAACUAGACUCGGGCGAGAAAACAUCUAAAACAGAUUCUGAAAAAGAUGGCUACGAGACAUGCGUGGACGAGUCUUUCUCGGACGAAGUGGCAAAGACUCCUACAAAUGCUAAUGUAAAUCUUAAUAUCGUCGGGAACUAUUAUGAUGAUAACACUGGUAUCACCGUGGAGACCCUAGAGAUGGAGAUUGAACAGGUGAGCAAAGAAUUGGCAAAAAUAUCAAAGAAAAAGGAACAUCUCAGUAAAAAAGAAAAGGGUAAACACAGAGGUAGUGCGGAAAUGCAGGAAUACGAAAUGCGAGAACUCGUAGAGAUUCAAAACUUAGAAAGUGCAAUUACUUCGAAUUCUAAUCUAAAACAAGAGACGCAAUUAUCUACGUUGGUUGGUGUACAGACAUGCACAGUUGUAGAAACUCAUUUGAGGGAUGUAAAACCAUUAGAAUCAUUACAAAUAUUAGAAAAAGAAAGUGUAGACAAAGAAAAAUCUAGUAGAUUAACUUAUCAGGAAGUUUUACCGUGCAUUGAAGAGAAUAACGAGUUACCUCUGAUCACAAGACAGAGAUUGACAUCUUCAUCAGAUCCGUGUCUCAACUACGAAUACUCCAAAUGCGAUAAUCAUAUCUGCCUGGAUACCAAUCCGUCGGAUGACGAGUUGAAGUGCUACGAUGCGAUGAGUACGUCGACUAAAGAAGAUGAAUUCUUUUUGCUGCAGUAUCCGGAAGAUUUUAGUGAAAAGUGUCGGAGUGAACCGAAUGUUGUCGAAAAGCGACAGAUGGCACCUGUUACAUAUCGAUAUAAAAUUGAAGAGUAUUAUAAUGACAUUGAUGAUUGUUUGGAGGCAUAUAGGCAAGCCAAGGAAGAAGAAGAAGAAGCACAAAAGGCGCAACCUGUUGAAACACAAGUAGCAAAUCAAGAAGAAACAAAAAAACAAAAUGAAGAAGAAAUAUUACUUGAAGAUACUUUAAGGUUGCAAGAGGAUGAAUUGCGGAAACAAGACAAAGCACAAGCUGAAAAACGCAUUCAAGAAGAAAUAAAGCGCAAACAAGAAGAAGAAGAUAUUAAAAGACAAAAACUGGAAGCAGAAGCACAAAGAUUAGAAGAAGAAAAAUUACGACAACAAUUGGAAGCACAACGUCUCGCCGAAGAAUUACGAAAACAAGAAGAAGCACUUCGUAAAGAAGAAGAAGCCAAACGCAAACUUGAAGAAGAACUAAUACGAAAACUUCAAAAAGAAGAAGAGGAACGUUUAAGACUUGUAGAAGAAGCUAGACUAAUCAAAGAAGAAGAAGAACGCUUAUUAUUAGAAGAAACUCUACGUUUGGAAGAAGAAACACGCCAAAAACAGGAAGAAGAAGAACGUAGAAAGCAGUGGGAGACUGAAAAAGAAGAACAACGCAUGGAGAAAUUAAAAAAGCUCGGCAUUGAGAAAAUUGAUAGCACCGACAAGCAAACAAUCAACAAUCAAAUGAACGCUUCGUCCAAAUCUAAGUCGGCGCCGGAGAUCCUGGACAACUCGUUCGUGACAAUGACUUACGACCCGGGACCUGCGCCAUUGACGCCAAGGCGGAAAUCCAAUUAUCCCGACGAGAAGGAAUUACGCGAGAAUGUAGUCCCGAUGACAGUGCAGCGCAUCCUGGACAACAACUCGGCGGUAAUGCGAAGCAUCGGAGUCGACAGCAUGUUGGGCAAGCACUGGGGCUCGCCGCGCACCGUCGAAAUCAUCCGCGAGAAGGGCGCCAGCUUGGGAAUUAGCAUCGUGGGCGGCAAGGUCGAUCUGCACAAAGAGUCAUCAGCGUCGGAGACUAUCCUCGGCAUCUUCAUCAAGAACGUCGUGCCUAAUAGCCCCGCCGGACGCGAUGGCCAAUUAAAAACUGGCGAUAGGAUAUUGGAAGUUUGCGGGACGAGUCUAAAGGACGUUAGCCACGAGCGCGCUGUUGAAGUGAUCAAGUACGCCAAAAAUCCAGUCGUCUUUAUUGUACAAUCGUUAAUUACGGAUCAGGAUAUUACGUUGAUUCCUAAGGAACUUUCAACACCAAAACAAAAUAAACCAUUGCCUUCACAAAAAUCCGUAGACUUUAAGGAAAAAGUUGAAAUCAACGAUAUUGAACCACGACAGCGACAAAAAACUGUUGAAUCUUCUGAGGAAAGCGACGAUGAAGAAGACGAACGCAAUCUCACAGGCAGGACUGUCUCCGCUAAAGGACAAGAGAUCGACCGUGCGAGUGCCGCCAACAUCAAACGAAGCAAGGAGGAGGCCGCCGCCGAUCCGGAUGAGGAGGAUGACUUUGGCUACACGAACAAUAAAGUAAAGAAAAAAUAUGCAAACUUGGGCGCGAGCAUCCUGAUGGUGCAGCUGGAGAGAAGCGUCGGGCAGGGCUUGGGCCUGAGCCUCGCCGGGCACAAGGACCGUAACUGCAUGGCAGUCUUCGUCUGCGGUAUCAACCCAGCCGGUGCCGCCUUCCGAGCCGGCGGCAUACAAGUAGGCGAUGAGAUCCUCGAGGUGAACGGUGUCGUCCUGCAUGGUCGCUGCCAUCUCAAUGCGUCUGCCAUUAUCAAAGGCUUAUCAGGACCAAUAUUUAAACUUAUUAUUUUAAGGCGAAAGGCAGCCAUUGAUGACAUCGCAGUGCGACCAAUCACACAGUUUCCAGUCUCACUUUCCGAAGAGGCGAGCGAGGAGGCUUUCGGUAAUUAUCCAAAUGUCAGAACCGUGUCCAUCAAGAAGGGUAACCAGAGUUUAGGGAUUAUGAUAAUUGAGGGAAAACAUGCCGAAGUCGGACAAGGAAUUUUCAUAUCGGACAUACAAGAGGGCAGUUCCGCUGAAAAGGCUGGACUAGAGAUCGGUGAGAUGAUCCUGGCCGUAAAUAAGGACUCAUUGUUGGGUUCUAAUUACGACACCGCUGCCAAUUUGCUGAAACGUACCGAGGGCCUCGUCAACCUCGUGGUGUCUAACCCGGGGAAGAAGAACGCCGAACAAGAUGACAAAUCUGCUGCCAAGGGCUUGAAGGCCGGUUCGGCCACGUCGAGACCCACUACGCCUACCCCAGAACCGCCCGCUGAUCCGUCGACCUGUCCAAUCGCGCCUGGCCGUGACACCACCAUCGAGGUGGCCUCGGAUAACAAGGCGAUCGGCAUAUGCUUCGUCGGCGGCAAGGAUACACCCAUCACGGGUGGUAUUAUGGUUGUGGACGUUUACCCAGGCGGUGCAGCCGAGAAGGACGGGCGGCUGCAACCGGGUGAUCAAAUCCUCGAUGUCAACGGCACAUCGCUGAAGGAUGUCACACACAAUUUCGCAUCGCAAGCACUUCGACAGACACUGCCAAAGAUGAAAAUCAUUGUUCAUCGAUCGGAGAAGGAAGAGUACGAGAACGUUGACGUGGAGUUUGUCAAGAAGCCCGGCAAAGGGUUGGGCCUCAGCAUAGCCGCAAGGAAGUGCGGCAAGGGUGUUUACGUCACCGAGAUCCUAAACGGAGGUUGUGCUGAUAUCGACGGUAAAGUGAUCCGUGGAGAUAUUCUCGUAUCCGUCAACGGCCAAAAACUGCUCGACAGCAGCGGCGAAGAUGUCGGCGCCAUUUUGAAAACGCUAACCGGAAAAGUCAAUCUCAAGCUGCACCGAUACAAGCCGACUGCAACGGCCGGACCUGCCAGCACCACGUCCACCACGAGAUAAUCGCCCUCGAACCCCGUCAACCUGCGACAACUUAUCUAUACCCAAACAUCCACCACGACAUACUAUAAAAAUCGAUUCCCACUCACACCAACAAUGCGAAUCAUAACGCGAACGAAAACGCGCGCGCGUCAAACGAAACAAUCUUAUAAACGGCACGUGAUCAAAAACUUCAUGAACAUUCAUGUGAUUCACAAUCUUUUAUCUUCUAACAUACACAAACAAAAGGAAAAAAAUACGCGUUACGAACUUCAUCAUUAUGAAAAGUGCGCAUGUCGCUAUUCAGCUGGGAAAUCAAGAUGGCGACUCGUGAGGAUGCGAAAUGAGUACGACUUCGACUAACUAGGAAUACGAAACGAUGAUACAAUUUUCAUUAUUGUUAUAUAUUAUAUAUAGAGAGAGCACGAUUUUAAACAUACCGUAAGUUCAACCGCGUCAGUUCGGGUUAAAUGUAAUUUACAGUUUAUAUUAGAAUAAAUAAAACCGUGAACAAGGGGAGCGUCAGGCAUACCGAGUGAUCGUGGAGCGCGUGGUUUUAAUUCAAUCUCUUCUUGCUAAUAGAGAAAUCGAUUUUUAUGCGCGAAUAUCGAGAGUCAGGACAAAGAAUCGUCGGCAGAUUUAAUUGGGAUCGUUUUACGUUUAGUAUUUCGUUCGUUAUCGACGGACCUCGACCGCGAGGGCGAAGGCGUUUCGUUCUUCAUUGCGCAUUACACGUAAUUUACUAACUUAUUUACUUAAUUAGAGUUUAAACUUAGUAUACCUGCUUAUAUUGUGAUAUAAAAGAAAUGAACACUAAAAACAACACAACAAACAUCAACCAAUGAAAUGAAUCUAUAUAAAAACUGCUAAUUAGCCACACGAUGAUGAGAGGAAUCAUUACAUUAUUAUCAUUACUGAAUUGAAUAUACAUAAAUUAAAUAAUUAUUAAUUAGCGAAA
Dalotia coriaria is the source of this 7105-nucleotide messenger RNA. RefSeq lists its product as uncharacterized. NCBI's taxonomy places the organism in Eukaryota, Metazoa, Arthropoda, Insecta, Coleoptera, Staphylinidae. The record is from RefSeq and is a predicted model, not a curated record. Gene Ontology annotation, molecular function: protein binding. The transcript is spliced from 26 exons. Bases 196 to 6171 code for a protein of 1991 amino acids.